AUGGAGGACUCAGCAAGCAUCAUGUCUGACUCUAGCCCGGCCGGGCAAGAUACCGACGAGGCCCGCAACUUGCGAGAUCGCCUGGCUGAUAUCUUUCGUCCCAGACCAUUCAGCUCUGCGACGGAUGAUCGGGGAGUACAGGGUGCCCAGGGCCUGGGAAUAACGAGCGAACCGGAUGUGAGAACUCGCCUGUUGGAGUCGUACGACCGUUCGGACCCUGCGUGCGGUGAGAGACGUUGCAGCCAUGGUACUUUUUCUCCACACAUCGAAACAGCCGAAAGAUUUGCGUACUCGCGGUCAUCAGGCAGUCAUAUCGCGAGCAAUGGGCUUGGAGAAGCAGGGAUGGCGUCCAAUCCCUUCCGCGGAGGUGAUGGUCGACCGGAGUCUCACCAAGACUCGGAAUACACGUCACAAAUGAAAUCAUCCAUCUCGGCUCUUUCCACUCAGGAAUCCAAGAAACUUUACGUAUCCUAUUACAUUCCUCUUUUCAAUUGGAUUGGACAGUACCAUUGGUCUUUUCUCCGAGGAGAUCUGAUAGCAGCAUUGACUAUCUCCUCCGUCUACAUCCCAAUGGCCUUAUCCUUAGCCUCAAAUCUGGCACAUGCACCUCCAGUCAACGGUCUUUAUUCCUUCGUGAUCCAUCCGCUAGUCUAUGCGAUAUUAGGAAGUUGCCCACUCUUAGUUGUCGGUCCGGAGGCGGCAGGCUCUCUGCUCACGGGUGCAAUUGUCAAGGCUAGCAUUCAUCCUAAUGACUCCCCGGAAGAAGCAAGUGUGAAGAGUGCUAUGAUAAUAGGAAUAGCAACUGCGAUGACUGGUGCUAUGAUUUUAAUUGCAGGGUUGACUCGCCUAGGGUUCCUGGAUAACAUGCUCAGUCGGCCCUUCCUCAGAGGAUUCAUCACAGCCAUUGGCUUCGUGAUUUUCGUGGACCAACUGAUCCCACAAUUGGGGCUUGCGGAGCUAGCAAGUGAGACUGGGGCUAGCCAUGGCACAACGGUGUCUAAGUUAAGUUUCAUCAUUCGCAAUGCCCGGGAAUGCCAUGCACUUACUGCAGUGGUUUCACUCGUCAGCUUUGGGAUCAUCUUUUUUUUCCGAACCCUGAAACAGUGGAUGGAACCUCGCUUUCCCCAAGUGGUUUACUUCCCUGACCGCUUUUUCGUUGUAUUGCUGUCGGGGAUUCUGGCUUGGUCUCUUGGCUGGGAAGAAAAAGGGCUCGAGCUUUUAGGAUCCACCGAGGUCAGUGCAAGCCGCCUAUUCGCCUUCCAGUGGCCCUUUCAAAUGAAGUAUAUGGAGCACGUCCGCACUGCUAUGAGCAAAGCAUUCAUCAUUACUCUACUUGGUUUCUUCGAGUCUUCGGUGGCAGCGAAGGGCCUGGCCGAUGUCAAGUCCGAUGGAAUCCAGGGUAUGCACAUUAGUGCCAACCGAGAAAUGGUAGCUCUGGGAGUGGCAAAUCUUGUGGGUGGUUGCUUUAUGAGUCUUCCAGCUUUUGGCGGAUACGGUCGAAGCAAGCUAAAUGCGCAGACUGGAGCACGAUCCCCAAUGAGCAGCAUUUUCAUUUCCAUUAUCACUCUCAUUGGCAUUCUCGUUAUUUUACCCUACCUCUAUUACCUUCCGAAAGCGGUCCUUUGUUCUAUGAUAUCUGUCGUGGCAUUUUCUCUCGUUGAAGAAUGCCCACACGACUUAAUAUUCUUCCUCCGUCUACGUGGAUGGACUGAACUCAUGCUGAUGUUCCUCAUUUUCGUCACAACCAUUUUCUAUUCACUCGAGCUAGGCAUGGCCCUCGGAAUCGGUGUAUCUGUCAUAAUCCUUAUCCGUCAUGCCACUCAGCCUCGCAUUCAAAUCCUUGGAAAGGUAUCCGGCACUUCCACCCGCUUUGCAAACGCUGAACUCCAGCCCGAAAAUACCGAGAUAGUUGAGGGUGCACUAAUUGUCAAAAUCCCUGAACCUCUGACAUUUGCCAACACUGGUGAUCUCAAGAACCGUCUUCGUCGUCUGGAGCUCUACGGAUCUAGCCGAGCCCACCCAUCUCUUCCUCGCAUGCGCCCUGCCGAGUAUAACAAGAAUAUCAUCUUCGAUGUGCACGGUGUCACAAGUAUUGACGGUUCGGGUACUCAGGUUCUCUAUGAAAUUGUGCGUGCGUACAACGAGGAAGGGACGAGAGUCUUCUUUUGCCGGCUACCCAACGACAAGGUGUUCCGCAUGUUCGAGCUGAGUGGGAUUGUUGAGGAAUGUGGUGGUAUCACACACUUCGUCCCCAGCGUUGAUGAAGCUCUUCAAUUGGCGGAAUCAGAAGAACGAUGGGACGACUAA
Messenger RNA from Penicillium longicatenatum, 2307 nucleotides. Its product is annotated as SulP family inorganic anion transporter. The transcript has 5 exons. Gene Ontology annotation, biological process: transmembrane transport. Gene Ontology annotation, molecular function: sulfate transmembrane transporter activity. Bases 1 to 2307 code for a protein of 768 amino acids. Gene Ontology annotation, cellular component: membrane. The record is from RefSeq and is a predicted model, not a curated record. NCBI's taxonomy places the organism in Eukaryota, Fungi, Ascomycota, Eurotiomycetes, Eurotiales, Aspergillaceae.